AUGUCUGGUAAACCUCCCAUUCACAGACUGCCACCAUUACCACGUCUUAAAGUUAAGAAACCCAUAAUAAGACAAGAAGCUAACAAAUGUUUGGUGCUUAUGUCGAACCUUCUACAAUGUUGGUCCUCAAACGGACACAUGAAUCCAGUGUGUGAGAAUCUAGCCAAGGAUUUAAAGUAUUGUACUGCUGAAAAUGCAAUGGGUAAGGGAAAUAAAGUGGAAAAGAGUAAUAUCAAUUACCAUGCUGCUAGACUUUACAACAAGGUCGGUGGUAAACCUCAUGAUUGA
This is a messenger RNA of Zygosaccharomyces rouxii, 288 nucleotides long. RefSeq names its product mitochondrial 37S ribosomal protein mS37 (gene MRP10). Gene Ontology annotation, molecular function: structural constituent of ribosome. Gene Ontology annotation, cellular component: mitochondrial small ribosomal subunit. The transcript has a single exon. The record is from RefSeq and is a predicted model, not a curated record. Gene Ontology annotation, biological process: mitochondrial translation. NCBI's taxonomy places the organism in Eukaryota, Fungi, Ascomycota, Saccharomycetes, Saccharomycetales, Saccharomycetaceae. Bases 1 to 288 code for a protein of 95 amino acids.